Molecule: messenger RNA, 2265 nt
Organism: Melanaphis sacchari
Lineage: Eukaryota; Metazoa; Arthropoda; Insecta; Hemiptera; Aphididae
Product: aminopeptidase N-like
Exons: 10
Coding region: 1-2265 (754 amino acids)
Biological process (GO): proteolysis; peptide catabolic process
Cellular component (GO): cytoplasm
Molecular function (GO): metalloaminopeptidase activity; zinc ion binding; peptide binding
Source: RefSeq, a predicted model, not a curated record
AUGGAGGGGCAUGGCAGCGAUAGGCAUGGCGAGACAUGGCACGCGCACGAUAGGGAGGGCGGGGUACCUGGAUCUCCUGGAUUUGCGGGGGAUACAGAACCGACUAAAACAUACUACUAUGAAAAAUAUUUGUUACUGGACGAAGGGUCUAGCGCCAAAGCCAAGGAGUCCGGGUUAUCGAUAGUUCAACGAGAGAUGGCUCGUCAGUGGUUUGGAAACCUAGUCACGUGCUCCUGGUGGGACUAUCUUUGGUUGCACGAUGCGUUUGCAGCGUACUUUCAGUACUUUUCCACGGACUUGGUUUACCCAGAUUGGAGGAUGAAUCAAAUGUUUGUGGUCGAACGGCACCAGCAAGCUUUGGAGUACGAUCAAACGCCCAGGCGUCCGAUAACCACGUCCAUGCAGACUCCAGAGGACAUCAACAAUGCAUUUUACGACCAGACUUACAGCAAGGCCGCGGCCUUUUUGCGGAUGUUGAAAUACACUACCAACGAUACUAUAUUCCAACAGUCGUUGGUCAGAUAUUUGAAACAGAACAAAUACGUGUCGGUAGAUCCUGAUGUGUUGUUUGAGGCAUUCGAGUACACUAUUUCCAAAUAUCAAUUUAAUUUCGGAGAAGAUGUCACGGUCACUAAUUUCAUGAAACAUUGGACAGAACAGGCUGGAUACCCAAUGAUCAAUGUAGUAAAGGUCAAUGACGAGUUUAUCAUAACUCAAGAAAGGUGUCUAAUGGACACUCCCGACAAGAUAACUGAUUCGUCUAGAUGGUACAUAGGGAUCACAUAUACGACAGAAUCGAGUAAAAAUUUCGAAAACUUUAACUUGGCCACAUGGUGUAAACCGAACAUGGACAAAUGCGUCUUGUCGGAUCCACAAAACGAUGGGUGGUUUAUAUUCAAUGUACAAUCUACUGGAUUUUACAGGGUUAACUACGAUACUGAAAAUUGGUCGUCAUUGGUCAGACAAUUGAAAGAAAGGCCAUAUGAAAUUCAUGUACUCAAUCGUGCUCAACUGAUCGAUGAUUCAUUCUACUUAGCAAGAGCUGAUAAAUUACAUUAUUCAGUUCCAUUGCAAAUAUCAUCGUAUUUAAAAAUAGAAGAUGACGUAUUACCUUGGUAUUCCGCGAUAAAUGGAUAUUCAUAUCUAUUAGAACGCAUGCGGCGUAAUAAUACAGAAUAUACAGAUUUAAGAGUAUGUGUAAGUAACUUGGCUGGUAUCAUUUAUAAAAAAAUCGAAGAUCAAGUGGUCGAGAAAAAAAACAAUGACCACAUUAUUCUUACCAGCUGGAAUGCAUUCUCAGUAUGGGCAUGUCAGUUAAAUAAUGAAGUGUGCAUACGAUCAGCGUUUGAUUACUAUACAAAAUGGCAAAAUGGAGAAAAAAUACCCACAGAUAUAAGAGACGCUGCAUUCUGUGUUGGUGUUCAUAUAACAAAUGACAUUUCAACAUGGGAACAAAUGUUUGAGCUGUAUAAAACCACAAGAUCACCCUCCGAAAAACAGUCAGCACAAACAGCAAUGGCAUGCACAGAAGACGAAAGUCUUUUGUCGAGGUAUUUAAAUUAUACAUUUGAAACAGAAGAUGGUCCAAUUCGAAACCAAGAUUAUAAAGAUGUAUUUACAGCGGUAUCUUCCACACCUAUAGGACUAAAUGUAUUAAUUGACUUUUUGAUAAAACAAUUAAAAGAUGAUCCAAAGACGCCAGAAAACCUCAGAAAGGCAUUCAACAAAAGCUACAAUCAAGUCAAUAAUAAUUUAUAUUGGUUCAAUAAAUAUCACGAAAUAGUGAACCAAAACACAGGUUGCUCAAAAGAAUUUACAACAACUGAUCAACCAACAGAAACAUCGACACCGAAAAAACAAUCAACAGAACCCACUCAACUCGAUACAACAUUAUCAGGCGGUACAGAUUCAACAACAUCAUCGGGAGAAACUACUGUAACACAAUAUCCUUCUACAAAAACAGAGCAAUCAACAGUAUCCACUCAAUAUGAUACAACACUAUCAGGCAGUACUGAUUCAACACCAAUUUAUACUCAAACAUCAUCGGGAGAAACUACUGUAUCACAAUAUUCUUCUUCCACAGCAGAGCAAUCAACAAUUUCAACUCAAUAUGAUACAACACUAUCUGGCGGUACUGAUUCAACGACACCGAUUUAUACUCAAACAUCAUCGGGAGAAACUACUGUAUCACAAUAUCCUUCUACAAAAACAGAGCAAUCAACAAUAUCAACUCAAUAUGAUACAACAUUACGCCAGUGGUACUGA